Messenger RNA from Lepus europaeus (European hare), 3844 nucleotides. It is a transcript of the gene EPHA2, whose product is annotated as EPH receptor A2. Gene Ontology annotation, molecular function: ATP binding; transmembrane-ephrin receptor activity; protein binding. The transcript has 17 exons. Gene Ontology annotation, biological process: cell surface receptor protein tyrosine kinase signaling pathway; protein phosphorylation; axon guidance. Lineage: Eukaryota; Metazoa; Chordata; Mammalia; Lagomorpha; Leporidae. The record is from RefSeq and is a predicted model, not a curated record. Gene Ontology annotation, cellular component: neuron projection; plasma membrane. The coding region runs from base 95 to 3031 and encodes 978 amino acids.
CUCGCCGGCAGGCGGGCGGGAGUCGGACACCAAGGCCGGCGUGCGGGCGUGCGGAGCCGGGCACCAGGAUCGCGCCGAGAGCCAGCAGAGCAGCAUGGAGCGCCGGGGAGCCCGCGCCUACCUCGCGCUGCUUUGGGGCUGCGCUCUGGCCGCGGCGGCGGCGGCGGCGCAGGGCAAGGAAGUUGUUCUGUUGGACUUUGCAGCGGCCAAGGGGGAGCUGGGCUGGCUCACGCACCCGUAUGGUAAAGGGUGGGACCUGAUGCAAAACAUCAUGAACGACAUGCCCAUCUACAUGUACUCCGUGUGCAACGUGGUGGCCGGCGACCAGGACAACUGGCUGCGCACCAACUGGGUGUACCGGGGUGAGGCCGAGCGCAUCUUCAUCGAGCUCAAGUUCACGGUGCGUGACUGCAACAGCUUCCCCGGCGGCGCCAGCUCCUGCAAGGAGACCUUCAACCUCUACUACGCCGAGUCGGACGUGGACUACGGCACCAACUUCCAGAAGCGCCAGUUCACCAAGAUCGACACCAUCGCGCCCGACGAGAUCACCGUCAGCAGCGACUUCGAGGCACGCAACGUGAAGCUGAACGUGGAAGAGCGCUCCGUGGGGCCGCUCAGCCGCAAGGGCUUCUACUUGGCCUUCCAGGACAUCGGCGCCUGCGUGGCGCUGCUCUCCGUCCGUGUCUACUACAAGAAGUGCCCCGAGCUGCUGCAGGGCCUGGCCCACUUCCCCGAGACCAUCGCCGGCUCUGAUGCACCCUCCCUGGCCACCGUGGCCGGCACCUGCGUGGACCAUGCUGUGGUGCCCCCAGGUGGCGAAGAGCCCCGGAUGCACUGUGCCGUGGACGGCGAGUGGCUGGUGCCCAUCGGGCAGUGCCUGUGCCAGGCAGGCUACGAGAAGGUGGAGGACGCCUGCCAGGCCUGCUCGCCGGGAUUCUUCAAGCCCGAGGCGUCUGAGAGCCCCUGCCUGGAGUGUCCCCAGCACACGCUGCCAUCCCUGGAGGGCGCCACCUCCUGCGAGUGUGAGGAAGGCUACUUCCGGGCCCCCCAGGACCCACUGUCCAUGCCCUGCACACGCCCGCCCUCCGCCCCGCACUACCUCACGGCCGUGGGCAUGGGCGCCAAGGUGGAGCUGCGCUGGACGCCUCCCCAGGACAGCGGGGGCCGCGAGGAUGUCGUCUACUUCGUCACCUGCGAGCAGUGCUGGCCCGAGUCGGGCGAGUGUGGGCCGUGCGAGGCCAGCGUGCGCUACUCGGAGCCUCCGCACGGGCUGACCCGCACCAGCCUGACGGUCAGCGACCUGGAGCCCCACAUGAACUACACGUUCGCCGUGGAAGCCCGCAACGGCGUCUCGGGCCUGGUGACCAGCCGCAGCUUCCGCACCGCCAGCGUCACCAUCAACCAGACUGAGCCCCCCAAGGUGAGGCUGGAGGGCCGCAGCACCACCUCGCUGAACGUGGCCUGGACCAUCCCCCCGCCGCAGCAGAGCCGCGUGUGGAAGUACGAGGUCACCUACCGCAAGAAGGGGGACUCCAACAGCUACAACGUGCGCCGCACUGAGGGCUUCUCUGUGACCCUGGACGACCUGGCUCCGGACACCACCUACCUGGUCCAGGUGCAGGCCCUGACACAGGAGGGCCAAGGGGCCGGCAGCAAGGUGCACGAGUUCCAGACACUGUCUGUGGAAGGGUCUGGCAACAUGGCGGUGAUCGGCGGUGUGGCUGUCGGCCUGGUCUUGCUUCUGCUGUUGGCAGGAAUUGGCGUCUUCAUUCAUCGCAGGAGGAAGAACCUGCGUGCCCGCCAGUCCUCGGAGGACGUGUACUUCUCCAAGUCAGAGCAACUGAAGCCCCUGAAGACGUACGUGGACCCCCACACAUAUGAGGACCCCAACCAGGCCGUACUCAAGUUCACCACCGAGAUCCACCCGUCCUGCAUCACACGGCAGAAGGUGAUCGGAGCAGGGGAGUUUGGGGAGGUGUACAAGGGGAUGCUGAAGGCGUCCUCGGGGAAGAAGGAGGUGCCCGUGGCCAUCAAGACGCUGAAGGCCGGCUACACGGAGAAGCAGCGGGUGGACUUCCUGAGCGAGGCGAGCAUCAUGGGCCAGUUCAGCCACCACAACAUCAUCCGCCUGGAGGGAGUCGUCUCUAAAUACAAGCCCAUGAUGAUCAUCACUGAAUACAUGGAGAACGGGGCCCUGGACAAGUUCCUUCGACAGGAAAAGGAUGGCGAGUUCGGCGUGCUGCAGCUGGUGGGCAUGUUGCGGGGCAUCGCGGCGGGCAUGAAGUACCUGGCCAACAUGAACUACGUGCACCGCGACCUGGCCGCCCGCAACAUCCUGGUCAACGGCAACCUGGUGUGCAAGGUGUCCGACUUCGGCCUGUCCCGCGUGCUGGAGGACGACCCCGAGGCCACCUACACCACCAGUGGUGGCAAGAUCCCAAUCCGAUGGACGGCCCCGGAGGCCAUUUCCUACCGCAAGUUCACCUCUGCCAGCGACGUGUGGAGCUACGGCAUCGUCAUGUGGGAGGUGAUGACGUAUGGCGAGCGGCCCUACUGGGAGCUGUCGAACCACGAGGUGAUGAAAGCCAUCAACGACGGCUUCCGGCUGCCCACGCCCAUGGACUGCCCCUCCGCCAUCUACCAGCUCAUGAUGCAAUGCUGGCAGCAGGAGCGCGCCCGCCGCCCCAAGUUCACGGACAUCGUCAGCAUCCUCGACAAGCUCAUCCGAGCCCCCGAAUCCCUCAAGACCCUGGCUGACUUUGACCCCCGCGUGUCCAUUCGGCUGCCCAGCACCAGCGGCUCCGAGGGCGUGCCCUUCCGCACGGUGUCCGAGUGGCUGGAGUCCAUCAGGAUGCAGCAGUACACAGAGCACUUCAUGGCGGCUGGCUACACCGCCAUCGAGAAAGUGGUGCAGAUGACCAACGAGGACAUCAAGAGGAUCGGGGUGCGUCUGCCCGGCCACCAGAAGCGCAUCGCCUACAGCCUGCUGGGGCUCAAGGACCAGGUGAACACGGUGGGCAUCCCCAUCUGAGCCCCAGCCCCUCGGGCAAGGAUACUUGAAAAGCAGUGGCCUCCCUGCCAGCUCCGCGCCGGCCACCAGAGACCUUAUUUAUUUCUGAUUGUUCCCUCAUUGAUGCCGCUGGGGGCUCUCAGACCACACCCGGGCCUGAACCGGGGAUCCCAGGCCAGGGGCCUCGUCCCCCCGGCAGGACAGAUAGCCAAGCACUUAGCCGGCACCGCCGUGUUCCCAGCAUCCUCUGGCGCUGGAGCUGCCAGGGUCUAAGUCUAAAUGGGACAUUUCGAGACUGACCUCGCUCUCACCUUCUCCCACACGAGGGAGACUCGGGAAGAGGGGGUGGUGUCAGUCCACGGCCGUGCGACCAGGGCACCUCGGCCCCACCCUCGCUAUAAGGGGCACACUCGGACCCCGGCUGGGUGCGACCCACGUGCCCCUCCGUCCCUUCAGUGCCUCCUCGGACCCCCGGGCCCUGCCCUCGGCCCAGGCGGGCCAGACACUCGCUUUCCUGGGGCCUCUGCAGUGUGCUUGGUUAUGUUGAGGUUUUUUUGAAAAUAUAUAUUUUGUACUUUGUGGAAAGAAUGUGUGGUGGCAGGGGCCCCGCCAGGGCUGGGGGCAGAGAGAACGGACAGCCUGCGUCAGACAUUCCCGGGCCGCAGGAGGGCCCUGCCCGCCCCCUGCCGGCCCGCCCAGCCCCCCAGAGGUGACACUACUCUGUCAGUGUUAAUGGUUUUUGUUUGUUGGGAAUUUUUUUUGACCCUUAAUUUAUUAUUUUUUUUAUAUUUAUUGUUAGAAAAUGACUUAUUUCUGCUCUGGAAUAAAAAUUGC